Molecule: messenger RNA, 6757 nt
Organism: Poeciliopsis prolifica (blackstripe livebearer)
Lineage: Eukaryota; Metazoa; Chordata; Actinopteri; Cyprinodontiformes; Poeciliidae
Gene: gpr37b
Product: G protein-coupled receptor 37b
Exons: 2
Coding region: 491-2287 (598 amino acids)
Biological process (GO): adenylate cyclase-inhibiting G protein-coupled receptor signaling pathway; positive regulation of MAPK cascade
Cellular component (GO): plasma membrane; signaling receptor complex
Molecular function (GO): G protein-coupled peptide receptor activity; prosaposin receptor activity
Source: RefSeq, a predicted model, not a curated record
GGCUGCUGGAUGCUCCAUGAUGGAUGAGGGAUGACAGAUCGGGGUUAGCCGCCAGGGGAGUCCAUUUUCCUGCAGCGCACGGUCCUACACCAGGACCGAAGAAAGGAAGAUAAGGAGAGCGCAUCAACCGCUCCCCCCUCUCUCUUCCCCUCUUGUUUCACUCUCCCUCCUCUCCAGUGCAUCACAGUCUAGCGGGCUUUACACACUGACUGCACCGCAUUGAUGCUGCUGCUGCCGACCCAACCCAGUGAACUAACACUCAGAUAGAAGCACAACUGGGAAAUGCAUGUUGUAGAGCGUGGGCUUGGAAAUGCGUCAUUCUGCAAUAUUUGUUGACUCCCUUCUGGAUCCGACAAUCUCAACUCUUUGAAAGCUGACGGAGACACGGCGCUUUUGGGAUUUUUUUUUUUUUUUUUCGCAGCCGGGUUUGCAGACGCAGCUCAUCAUGAGGAUGGACUGAAGCUGCGCUCGGUGAUAUAACUCCUGGAUCAUGCAGGUUCUGCAGCCUUGGACGUUAGUUAUAAUACUCGCCCAUGCGCAUGUGUUGUUAUCCCUGAAGAACAGUAAUGCAGAAGCUGGGAGCCAAGACGACAGUAACAGCAGCGGCUACUCUGGCAGGACUUUCCACGGUCCGCCCCGGGAGAGCCGCCAAAACAAAGCCCGAGACCGCGCGCUCUUCCCGGGACACGCUACAGGUGCGACCCUGAACUCCACUCGACCGUGGAAGAGGGCGGCAGCGGGGGAAACGAGGCGAGCCGGACACGCUAAACGCGACUUCAAUAGGAGCGUGACACCCGUGGAGGAUCCUGGCGGGUUGUCCCACUGGGACGCUACGCGCCACCAUAAUAAGAGGAUAAAGUUGAAUGGUGCGGGGACGCCGGCAGGUGGACACUACAAUGCGGCUAAGCUUCCUUCAAUGGCUCGAGAAGACGGAGGAGGGGUAACGGAGGAGGGGGACAAGCACCAGAGAGGCUCAAAGGCAGGAAAGCGGUGGAGAAACAAGCAGAACAGGAGCGCUGUGGUUAUGCCGCCGUGGGAACCCGUCCCCAAACCGGUGGCUCUCACCUCCACCGACCUCCCGUUUGACCUCUUCACCAGGAGGCCAGAGGUUUUCACCUUCAAGGAGGAGAACCCGUGGGAUGCCACACCGAUCACCCCUCCUGGCUCGCCGGAUUUUGGAGACGAGAUCAAGAACCCGUUCUACCCAGUGACGACCGAAACUUUUGGCGCUUACGCGAUCACAUGCGUAUCCGGCGUGAUUUUCCUGGUGGGCAUAGCGGGCAACAUCGCCAUCCUGUGCAUCGUGUGCCAGAACUACUACAUGAAAAGCAUCUCCAACUCUCUGUUGGCCAACCUCGCCGUGUGGGAUUUUGUGCUCAUCUUCUUCUGCCUCCCCAUGGUGGUUUUCCAUGAGCUCACGAAGUCAUGGCUCUUGGGGGAGUUUACCUGCAGAGUGGUGCCAUACGUGGAGGUUGCCUCCUUAGGUGUGACAACCUUCACCCUUUGCGCACUCUGCAUUGACCGCUUCCGUGCAGCCACAAAUGUUCAGAUGUACUAUGAGAUGAUUGAGAACUGCACAUCUACAACAGCCAAGCUAGCAGUCAUCUGGAUCGGUGCCCUCCUCUUGGCCCUCCCAGAGCUCCUCAUUCGACAGCUUGUAGCAGAAGAUACAGGGCUCCCGGACGAGCCCCCAGUUGAACGCUGUAUUAUCAGGAUAUCCACAUCCCUUCCUGAUAUGCUCUAUGUGCUUGGUCUGACCUAUGAGGGUGCUCGACUUUGGUGGUGCUUUGGCUGCUACUUCUGCCUCCCGACUCUCUUCACCAUUGGCUGCUCGCUCGUGACGGCACGUAAGAUUCGGCACGCCGAGCAGGCCAGUGUUCGCAGCAAUAAGAAGCAGAUCAGGCUGGAGAGUCAGAUGAACUGCACAGUUGUGGCUCUGGCAAUCGUGUAUGGUGCAUGUGUGGUGCCCGAAAACAUAUGCAACAUAGUAUCUGCGUACAUGGCAGCUGGUGUUCCAGAGCACACCAUGUCCGUCCUGCAUCUCCUCUCUCAGCUGUUGCUGUUCUGUCGGGCCGCCGUGACACCGGCGCUGCUGCUUCUGCUGUGUCGUCCAUUAGGGAGGGCAUUCCUGGACUGCUGCUGUUGUUGCUGCUGUAACCACGUACCCUCUUCAGCCACAGCCAGUGAUGAUAACGAGCAUGAGUGCACUACUGAACUGGAGCUGUCGCCGUUCAGUACUAUCCGCAGGGAACUGAGUAACUACACACCUGCUGGCUCCAACUGCUGAGCUGACAGUCCUGUUCAGGGAGGGAGAUUUCACUGGCAUGUUGGUGGCUUGUGUUUCUUGUGCUUGGCUAGGAGAGAUUUUGCCUUAUCUAGUCUCCACGCAUUUUGUAAAUGAGCGCACAAAUGAGGUUGGACACCAAAAAUGAAAAUCACCUUUAGCCAACGGCCCACAAGUCUCAACUUUUUAAAAGUCUAACCUUUAUUUUCCAAGAACAGCUAACAAAAACAAAAUAUUUUUCACACUCACAGCCUUGGGUGCUAUUCAAACAAGGACAAUACAUAUUUUUAGCAAUCCUGCCUGAAACCUUUAGGACUCACAAACCUCCACUCUGUCAGGCACUAGUGCCCAAAUGUAAGGAGAAGUUGGCAUGGCCCCCUUUCCCUCUGGCCCGGUUUUUCUGGAAUUAUCCUUGAAGCAUAUUUCCAUCACCUCCCAAAUUGAUUGCCACCCCUAUAAAUUGUAUACACUCAACAACAACAGUUCUAUUCUGAAACAAAACUUUGAAGAUUUUUGUAACUUACUUUUCUUGAAUCACGUUUUCUUGCAUUUCCCAUCUUGAAAAGUUCCUAGGAGAAAGUGACACCUGCGUCAUUCGCACUUGAUCGAGCUUCUCAGACUGGAAAAUACAAAAAAAAAAAAAAUCACAUUUCAUAAUCAGUGCUUUAGGUCACACUUCAAAAUCCAAACAGAUAAAUCAGGAGCAAGUAACCAAACAUAGUUAGCAAAUUGUUGAAAAUGCAAACAUUAAAACCAAUAACAUUAAAAAGUCAAAUCUGUGCACAAAUCUAGCUUUCACAUCAGUCAAAACUUAAAACAUCAUAAAACAGAGGAUCCCAGACUUCUUAUCCCAAAUUACAGCAUCUACUGAUGCUGACUACAACCCUUUAAUAUAAUAAGACAACAUCUGAAAAGAAAUCCGAAUGGAGAUGUUUUCUAUAAAGACCAGUGGAGUUUCAGUUUGUCCAGCAUCGUCAAGCUUAUGUGGGGAUGCUGAAGCGGGCAUUUCCUCUUGUCUAAGAGGCCUUGUCUAUGUAAUGAUGACUGGGUCUUUCAACUGGACAGUGCUGCAGUUGACAACACCCUUCUCAAAAAAGACUGCUACCAGGAAAGCAACAUUGCUCUUCUGGAGCAUCCUGCAUAUUGAACUAACUUAAGUUCCUUUGAAAACAGGAAAGGAAGCUAAUGCACAGCCUUUUGAGUUUCAAAACAAUUUUCAAUCACAUGCCUUUUUUUUUAUUUUUCCUUGUGCUCUUGUUCCUCGUAUUGCAUUUAAAGUUCAAUUUAUAACCUGACUGUGAUCAGGGAUUAUGAAAUGUGAAUAGCCAUAAAUUUUUACUCAGUCUUGAAAUUUUGAUCAGGAAUGUCUUUAAAGCAGCAGCAUGUAACUUUUAUAAAAUCUGUUUGUAAAAGUUAUAUACUUUGGCUUUAAAGGAAGUUGCAGAUUACCAUUUAAAGGUUAAGUGACAGUCGAACUACUCUGUCUAGGAAAGAGUUAAGUUUAUGUCGAAAAUGCUUUUCUGCUACAUCUACAGGAAUUGUUAGGGUACUGUGGGUUUACCCUCCUGCUGUUAUCAUAAGUCAUAAUUUACAGACAUUAAAUUUAGUGUGAAAUUAUGAUGCAGGGGUUUUUACUUUUUUAUCAGGGGUGCCAAUAAAUGUAAAUAAUAAGGCAGUUUGUUUAAAGAAAAAUGUAAACACAAAUGUCCUUUGCCUUUACAAAUAAUGUUUAUAUACAAAGAAUCCCUGUCACCAUCAACCUGGAAGAGAACGAUUCCUAAUCAUCUAAAAAUUGUGCCACUGUUCAUUAACAAGACAAAGAUUAAUUAUUGCGUGUAUUUUGUACAACUCUCAGAUACAUCGUCCUUCUAAAAGGCCUACACUGCCUACUCAAGUACACAACUGUGUUUACAGACUGAAUCAGUGCAAAUGUACAGUUCCUAUGACGCGGCAGUGCACAUAAGGGAGCGAAGCUCACAACUAUUUAAAAAGUGAUUCUGGUGGUUUGCAGGAAAAAAACAGACAAGUGUCUGCACUGGAGAAUUCGGAUGUACACGACAACUUUUAAGACUGUUUUACAGAAAUAUCUGGUCGAUCCAGAAGAACUGGAGCUGGUCUCAGAGAACUGCAAAAAUGGACACAGGCGGAACUUAAAAGGGACUUAAAUGAUUUUAAACAGAUUUAAUUUGAAUUAAGCCAAAUGGUAUGGAUUUAAAAUGCUUCGAACUGAAUUGACUAAAGUAAACAUCAAAGGAGUGGUUAGUUAUAGCAUAUAGCUGAACGUGACCGACUUGGGACUUUGCUGUAUACUCUUGUAUUGUGUCAUGCCUUACACAUUGGGGGUUGUAUAUAAACUGUACAAUUUCUAUGGUGCUCUUAUGAUAAAUGCCCUGUGUACAGCAGAUCAAUAUGUUUGACUUGGAACCACAAGUAACCAAGCUGCGUGUGUCAUUUUGGAUCAAAAACGCCAGUUAAUUAAUUGCCAUAAAUUCACCUUAACCUUGAAAAAUAGUUUUCCCACAAUGUUCAAAAGAGCUGAGCUUAAUUUGGAGUCACACUAUUCUACAGUAAUGUUUACUAGGUCUCUUUCUGAGACUGACAGACAUUGCAUACUCAAGCAGAUGCAUUUUUUUUUUUUUUUACAAUAACAGAAAUUUGAGAAUUGCUUUAGGAUUAUUAGGGCAAUAAAUAUAAUUGGUAAAAGAGAUAAUAUAGGGUUUAAACAAUACAUUGUAAAUAAGUGAAAAAUAGGAAAGAAUUGUAAAUAUACAAUAAAUAAUACCUGUAAUAUCAAUCUUUGUAAAAUGUAAAUACAAAAUGUUUUUUCUACCAUAACUUCACUUUAUAUUUCUGUACUCUACGCAUUGUGCUACAUACAUUAAAGUACUAUCAACAUUUUAGAAAAACACAUUUUUGACAUUGUUUUUAAAGUAAUGAUCCGGUCACAUCAAACACCAAAUAGCUUGAUUAGCCAGGUAUAUACAGAUUUAUAUUUUAGAUUGGUUGAUUAUUUCUUCCUUGUAACAAUGCUUAGUGAUAGACAAAGGUUUGUUCAUUUCACUUUAAAGUUAAUUUCACUUUAAAUGAUGCCACAUUUAUAAGUAAAACAUUUAACCCACAACGCCUCCACCAACAACAAGAUGAUAAUGUGCGUAGCUCACAAAUGGGAAAUUUAAGGGGAAAUUAACAAGAUAAAAUUUAUUUUCAAGUAUUCCACCAAGCACAGAUAACCUUGUUUUUGUCAGACGUACCUUUUCAAAAACAUAAACUUUACAUCGGCAGAAACCUUGUUGACCUCAAAUGCUCCUUGCAGUUUCAUUACUUGAGCUUUUAAGAUUAACUAAUGAAGCUUUUCACAUGGCAUUUACAUGUGUCUUGUACUGUAAGUCUUUUUCUUGAGUCGACGAAUCAUCCCUGAGUCAACAUAAGGGUAAAAUUACUGCUUAUAAGAACCCAAGCAGAUAUUUUAAAAGAACCGCUAUGUGAACAUUUGGCAAAGGAAGCAUUUUUGAAAAUGUUCUGUACAUGAACUUUGUGGUGACCCAAGUUUGAUGUUCAUCAGUCUACUGUAUAUUGCGAAGACCUUUUGCAUACAAUCCUGCACUGCCAAACACCUUUUUUCUGUCUCUUGUGGUUGUAGCACUAUUUCUCUGGGAGUCUCUCUCAGAUCAGAAGCCACUUUACUUUUCUCUCCAUCAUUAGGAUUGUCCUAGUAAAAAGACAUAUUAAGUCUACUACUGCACUUAGACAAACUUUACACAACAAGUUUGUAGCCUCUCUGGGUAGAUGUAGCCUCUGGUUGGUGCUGGCUGCACUACAUUAAGCAGUUCUUUGACAUUACGCCCUAUAAUCUGUGUGAUAACUCUUAUUACAAUCACUAAACGUGCCACUACUGAGGACUAGUAUAUAAAUUCAAAUAGUGAUGCAGUUUUCUCACUGUCUCACUCACUGGAGUUUUUAUGGAAGCAACAAGAAAACUCCAUACUGAAAGAUUUCAGGCUGGGAUUCGAACCCAGGACCUUCUUGCUGCAAAGCAACAGCAAGCUACUGCUCAACGGUGCAGCACAUAGUUCUCACAUUAAUAGAUUUACAACUCUUUUGUAAUUUAAUAAGUGCUUACUGAUGGGACUGACUUGUAAUCUGGCUUCUGAACCUGAUUAUUAUUAUUAUUUUUUGCAUAUUCCUGAAAGUAUAGCUCAUAAAUGGCUCAGUGUGUAGUAAUGUGGUUGAAACUAUUGAUGAAGUGAAUCUUGUUAAUCAGUCAGUGAGAUGUUUCCUCUGAACUUUGUGAGUCCUUUCUUCACUCUGAGCUAAAUGUGUCUGUAUUUGAUACCUGAAAAUGUAAGCACACAACCACUGUAGUCCCCAAGUCUAGUCACUUGUUUCUAAAUAGCUUUUAUAUAGCCAAAAAUUGUCCCUUUGUUUAUCAAAGAACUUUCUCUUGAAAACUGUAUAUUAAAAUCCUAAAUGUAC